This is a messenger RNA of Anopheles coluzzii, 3647 nucleotides long. RefSeq names its product RNA-binding protein Musashi homolog Rbp6 (gene Rbp6). NCBI's taxonomy places the organism in Eukaryota, Metazoa, Arthropoda, Insecta, Diptera, Culicidae. Gene Ontology annotation, molecular function: RNA binding. Gene Ontology annotation, cellular component: cytoplasm. The coding region runs from base 990 to 2141 and encodes 383 amino acids. The record is from RefSeq and is a predicted model, not a curated record. The transcript has 16 exons.
AAACCGUUUCAGUUCAUUCAUCGCUUUGGUAGUUGUCGAGUGUGUACUUAGGUCGGGUCCGCUUUUCCGUCACGACGAAGUCCGUUUUUCGCUGCAAAAGCCAAGUCCGUGUUUUUUACCGAUUUCCGAAAAAAAAGUAAAUAACAUCUAAGCAAACAAUUGUUCGACGUUUCGAGCACUGUUUCGUAGUGUGUUUUUACCCCUCGCAAGGCUACACGGCUAGGCUGCGGUAUAGUAUACGGGUACGGUACACGGUUACCGCGGCUGGUUUGUUAUAUUAGCUGGUGCUUCUGUGUGUGCGGGUCGCCCAGGACAUUAUUUAGCCACAAUAAUAGUCCGUUGCGUUUGGUAGAGUGUUAACGGUAGCGGUAGCAAUUUUCCCGUUUGUGCUGAAAGUGUGUUUGCAAUCGUUCGUUCAAUCGUUCGACGGCGUGCUGAAAAGUGUAUUUGAAAAGAAGUGUUUCUGCCAGUAGAGAAAGAGAGCAAAAAUUAAAGCAAAUCAAUCCCAAGUUGUCGAUCGUUUCCCGACCCAUCAACCCGACCGAUCGUGUGAAGUGUUUCUGCUCGUGUGUGAUUGAUUCAUUGUUGUUUCAUCACAUCCUUCCCGGUGUCUGUGCGACAGUGCUGUUGCGUGCGUUGCGUUUUUGUGUGUGGUGUAGUGAGUAGAGUUAGUUGGAAAAAUUAAAAUAAUAUCGUCGCAUAUAUAAUAAUACCCAAAAAGCAAAGCAAAUAAUUAAAAGCAACCGUGUGUGCCACAAUUUUUCCGUCGAGGUAAAAGCCUGAGUUGUGAGUAAAAGUCCGCAAAAGGCAAGGGAAAAGUUUACAGCUCGGUUCGGUACGGUUGUGCAGGUCGUUGCGCGAAUUAAUUCCCCGUGCUAGAUAUCCUUCAAGCUUCAGCCGCCCGCGUCGAGACCGUGUUUUCUUCUGCCGAGCAGUCGUAAAUUACAGCACCGUAGCAAAACAACCCCAUUUUCGCGCGCGCAAACGAGAUGGAGCACCAGAAUCAGGAUCUCGGUGUGCACCCGGGCAACAAUCAGGCGGAGGUGCCGAACGAUCCAGGAAAAAUGUUCAUCGGCGGUCUCAGUUGGCAAACAAGUCCAGAAAGCUUGAGAGACUACUUUAGCAAAUUUGGAGAAAUUACAGAAGUAAUGGUUAUGAAAGAUCCCACCACAAGACGAUCGAGCUCGUCUGCGAUGGGAUUGGCUGAUUCCUCGGCUCCUCUGUAUUCGCGACCAAGGGGUUUCGGCUUCAUCACAUUCGGCGAUCCUGCCAGCGUAGACAAAGUGUUAGCACAUGGUACCCAUGAAUUAGAUGGCAAAAAGAUCGAUCCCAAAGUAGCAUUUCCAAGGAGGGCACAUCCAAAGAUGGUGACGAGAACGAAGAAAAUUUUCGUGGGCGGGCUUUCAGCGCCAACCACGCUGGAGGACGUUAAAAGCUACUUCGAACAAUUUGGACCGAUUGAAGAUGCGAUGCUAAUGUUCGACAAACAAACCAACCGGCACAGAGGCUUCGGAUUUGUCACAUUUCAGAGUGAAGAUGUAGUGGACAAAGUUUGCGAAAUUCACUUCCAUGAAAUCAAUAACAAAAUGGUCGAAUGUAAAAAAGCACAGCCCAAAGAAGUGAUGCUUCCAGCGAAUCUGGCCAAAACGCGCACCGCCGGGCGUGGGACAUACGAUUUUAUGUGGUCGCUGGGGACAUUACCUGAUGGUUUCCCCGCUGCCGCGUACGCUGCGUACGCAGCCGGCCGUGGCUUUUCCGGCUACCCGAGCUUUGGACUACCGUACCCAACAGUUGACAUCACCAAUGGACAGUUGACACCGAACAACAACACACCGUUACUGACGCAGGCUCUUUCGGUGAUGAACAAUUACCAGGCCGCUGCUGCGGCCGCCGCGCAAGGCUUCGGUCCGCCAGCGUCCCCGCACACCACCACCACCCGGACCGCCGCCGGCUUCCCGAACGCGAACUCGCCCGGACCGACGAUCGACAUGUACAGCUCGAGCGCGGCGGACAGCGUCGGUUACGUUCAAGCCACCAGCCCGCAACCAUCCGGCUUCCCAGCGAUUGCCGUCAGUCGUGCUCCGCUAAAUUACAGCCCGGGCCAACUAAUUCCAGCGGCAUUCACCAACGGCUACCAUUGAAACAAACUAAGCAAUAUUUGAUCACCAUCGCUAGUACUUUGGACUGGAGUUUGACAGACGAGCAGCUGCUUGUGCGCGUGAAUUUGCUGACUAAAACGGACAAGUGGAACCCGAAAAACUGUGGAGCAAGGUUGAAGAAGAUACAGAUAAGAACCAACAACACAUACACACACAUACAGCCAGAAAUUAUGAACCGUUUUGUCACAACAGUUGGUGCAAUACAGCAGCAGCAGCAGCAGCAGCAGCAGCAGCACCGCUUCUCGUCAUCAUUAUUAUCAUCAGCAACAUCACUAACCAGCCCAAACUGCAGAAUGGUCUGCGCACAGGAAGCGGAUGGUCGGAAGGCAGGUUUAUAUGGCGAUUAAUGGUUCAGAGAAAUUGGAAAUGGUAUGGUUUUUUUUAUUAGAAAAUAAUUUCACUAUUAUAGGAGUAAACUGGGAUUUGGUUUUGGUAUUUUAAAAAAAUAUGCCAAAACGCUGUUAAAAUAAUAAUGAGUUGAGAGAAAAUUGGUUUGUUUGAAGCAAACUGCUUCGAGUUUGUUUAGCGUAAAUGAAAGUAAUUGAAAUGUUGCCGUGAGUGGCUAUCAAAAUUGGCUAUACUUUCCAACCGGGAAAGGUGGAUUAAUGAAAUUGGCUCAAAAGCCUCAUAAGCAAUCAAAUUUUCACUGUAUGAGAACAUUUUUUCCCAUAACGUUCUUAUACAGAGUAGAAUAAAGCACACACACACGUCUGCCUAACUUCCUGUUAAUUUACCAAGUAUCCUCAGAAAGGCCACUAGCCACAGCUUUGUUUGUGGUGGAUAGUUGUCAAUUGCAACGUAAUUAUAACAUUGUUUGUAUUGCUUGUGUGGCAACCAGAACGGGCCCACACUUUUCCCACAGUUUCCGCCGCAGUGGUUGGCAUUAAGAGAAAAUACAACAAUAACAAAAAAACAUCAUCAUCGGCUUACAGUGUGUGUGUGUGUGUGCAGAUGUAUCGUUGUAGUGUUUCGUUUUGUUCACAAUUCGCUUUUAAAGCAAACCCUUUAUUGUACACUAUAACCAUUACACUGGUGUUGCCGUUGCUGCUGCAUCACAACGGCUGACGUUGAUGUGGUUUGUGUGUUGUUGUGCUUGUGGCGGCCUCUGCUCUUCGAAGGGGAAGCAUCGCUUACCCAUUUUCGCAAGAUGCGAAGUCUACCAAGUUGUCUAGAAACGUGGCGGAAAGGGAUGUGAGAUAAGAUAAAAAAGUGGCGGGGUGGCGGUAACAAUCUAACGUUAAUAGAACCAGCCCCCCAACGGGUGUUUAAGGCAGUCAAAUUUCACGAGCAGCCAAGCGCAAGGCAAAUGGUAUAUUAUGAACAAAAGGAAGCGAGGCAGAAUAAUGGAAAAAGUUGCAAAUGCAAAAAAUUAUUAACAAACAAAUCAACCCUCAACACACACUCACACACGUUGCUGUCGCGAAAAGCAAACCACGUGCUGUGUGGAAGGGUGAAAAUAAGCGUUAUACACACAGACACACAGACACA